Messenger RNA from Suncus etruscus (white-toothed pygmy shrew), 294 nucleotides. Its product is annotated as cytochrome c oxidase subunit 6A1, mitochondrial-like. Gene Ontology annotation, cellular component: mitochondrial inner membrane. Gene Ontology annotation, biological process: mitochondrial electron transport, cytochrome c to oxygen. Lineage: Eukaryota; Metazoa; Chordata; Mammalia; Eulipotyphla; Soricidae. Gene Ontology annotation, molecular function: enzyme regulator activity. The record is from RefSeq and is a predicted model, not a curated record.
AGGACCAAGAUGGCUGCCUCCGCUGCGUCUCUGCUGUCUCGGCUGCAGAGCUGCGCUGCCCCGUAACUCGGCUCACUGGUGAGCCAUGCCCACUGCAAGGAGGGCUCAGCGCGCAUGUGGAAGGCGCUCACCUUCUUCGUGGCGCUGCCCGUUGUGGCCCUGAGCAUGCUCAACGUCUUCCUCAAGUCGCAGCACGAGGAGCAGCCCUUUCCCUGGGGAGAUGGCAAUCACACCCUGUUCCAUAACUCACAUCCGAACCCCUUGCCAACCGGCUACAAAGAGACUAAUACGUGA